Molecule: messenger RNA, 1194 nt
Organism: Ziziphus jujuba (common jujube)
Lineage: Eukaryota; Viridiplantae; Streptophyta; Magnoliopsida; Rosales; Rhamnaceae
Exons: 2
Coding region: 316-1008 (230 amino acids)
Molecular function (GO): protein binding
Source: RefSeq, a predicted model, not a curated record
AAGGCUCUCCUACAGCAUCGUCCUCUUUUCUAACCUGUGAGUCUAUGUGGCAUUAAAUUAAUUGGUUAUUAAAGAUGAGUAAACAUUCUUAAUUGACCUUGGAUAUGCUCUGCAGCAGUAGCACGUGUUUUUCAAGUGAGGCAAGUGGAAGAUGUAAUUUGAACCCGCAUCCAAAUGCGUGUGAAUAGAGGGAACCCAUAUGUGUGUCAACAGAGGGAAAGAGGCUUUUGGGUUUUGAAAAGAAAAAGGGAUCAGAGAGCGUUGUUUCCGAAGGGGGUCGAAAAGGACCGAAACAGGGCUUGAAGAACAGAGUUAAUGUCGAAGAUGGAGGAUCUUCUGAAAGAGUUGGUGAUUCCAAUCCUGUUACAUCUACCGGCAGAAGAUCUUGUCCGAUGCAAAAGCGUUUGCAAGGCAUUAUACUCCAUUAUUACGAGUCGCCCAUUUAUUGAUGUACGCCGGAAGAUAAGGAAUUCUUAUAUUCUUGUCAAAUACGAGGAGGAUCCUAUUAAUCGCCAUCAUGCCAUCUCUUUACUUUCUGAUGAAACCCUUGAAAUCAUUGAUACCCAACCAGUAUUCGACAUAAGCAAUGAGGUAUUCGUAACAACACCUUUGCCUCUUCCUUGUAUAAUUGAAAGUCAUGACUGUAGGAAUAGACUUAUGUUUCAUAAUAAAUCCCUUGCUCUUGAUCAUUGUGUUAAAGAUAGAAAUAAUGAUACAGAGACCCAUAACAUUUGGGUAUUGGGUGAAUAUGGUGUCAAGGAGUCAUGGACUAAUCUAUUUGAUGUUGGACCCUUUGAACCCUGUACUAAGAGUAGAAGUGGGUUUUGGAACAACAAUAAGGUUCUUCUCCAAGUAAACGGAGGUGGAUGUCGUCAUCAUCUGAUUUUGGUUGAUCCUUCCAACCGAAAAAUUAAAGAUUUGGAUAUUCAAGGGACAUUAAUGCAGCUCUUUCACUGCCAAGAAAGAGUAGUUCAAAUUAUCGCAUGUCCUCCUAUCAACUUAUUUUAAUUUAGCUGUUUCUCUUUUUGUUUGUUGGUCUGAUUGUUUUUAAUUUAGCUAUUUAUAUAUGUUUCUUUUUGGUCUGAUCAUCAUGGAUAUAGGAUAGGAGUCAAUAUUAACUUAGUUUUCAUUGGUGUAUCUACUAUCUCGGACUCAAAGCAUUGAUUCAGACUAUAUAUCAAUAAAGCUUUAAGU